AUGGCCUGGACCCCUCUCCUGCUCCCCCUCCUCACUCUCUGCACAGGUUCUGUGGCCUCUUCUGAGCUGACUCAACCACCGGCGGUGUCCGUGGCCUUGAGACAGACGGCCAGGAUCACCUGCCAGGGAGACAGCUUAGGAAGCUAUUAUGCUAGCUGGUACCAGCAGAAACCAGGCCAGGCCCCUGUGCAGGUCAUUUAUGAGAAUAGCAAGAGGCCCUCAGGGAUCACUGACCGAUUCUCUGGCUCCAAAUCAGGCAACACAGCCACCCUGGCCAUCAGCGGGGCCCAGGCCGAGGACGAGGCUGACUAUUACUCUGGGUCAAGAUCCAACUCAGGGAACACGGCCGUCUUCGGCGGCGGGACCCAUCUCACCGUCCUAGGUCAGCCCAAGUCCGCACCCUCAGUCACUCUGUUCGCGCCCUCCACUGAGGAGCUCAGCACCGACAAGGCCACCCUGGUGUGUCUCAUCAAUGACUUCUACCCGGGCAGCGUGAAGGUGGCCUGGAAGGCAGACAGCACCACCAUCACCAAGGGCGUGGAGACCGCCCAGCCCUCGAAACAGAGCAACGGCAAGUAUGCGGCCAGCAGCUACCUGGCCAUGACGGGCACCGAGUGGAAAUCUUACGAGAGUGUCAGCUGUCUGGUCACGCACGAGGGGAGCACCAAGGAGAAGACAGUGUCGCCCACCGAGUGCCCUUAGGUCCUGGUCCCCCGACCCUCAGGGGACUGGAGCCACAGGACCCCUGGAGGGUCUACCCACCCACCCUGGUCCCCCCAGCCCUUCCUCCUGCACCCAAUCAACUCUCAAUAAAAUGUCCUCAUUGUCAUU
Messenger RNA from Physeter macrocephalus (sperm whale), 831 nucleotides. Its product is annotated as immunoglobulin lambda-1 light chain-like. Lineage: Eukaryota; Metazoa; Chordata; Mammalia; Artiodactyla; Physeteridae. The transcript has 5 exons. The record is from RefSeq and is a predicted model, not a curated record. Bases 1 to 702 code for a protein of 233 amino acids. Gene Ontology annotation, biological process: immunoglobulin production; immune response.